This is a messenger RNA of Elaeis guineensis (African oil palm), 2656 nucleotides long. RefSeq lists its product as uncharacterized. NCBI's taxonomy places the organism in Eukaryota, Viridiplantae, Streptophyta, Magnoliopsida, Arecales, Arecaceae. Gene Ontology annotation, molecular function: protein binding. The record is from RefSeq and is a predicted model, not a curated record.
UAGCGCGAGGGGCGGCACCGUCUCGGUGGUAGACCGACCAGACCUUUCUUAAGUCGAUCGAACUGAGCGCGCGCUAUUCCACUCCGCCGCCAGCCCCUCCCUCGCUCACCUCAUGUCGACCGGGCGGAGACUGAUAAAGAACCGGUCUUUGACGGUGCUCCUGCGCCGCCCCUCGCCCUCCCGCCAUGUGUCUACCGCCGCCACAAGCGCACCCCCCGCGGCUGCCGGCGAUGGUGGCGGCGGCCACCACGGCGAGGAUCACCGCCUACGGUCCCUCGCAACCGCCCAGACGCCCUCCGACGCCCUCCUCGCCUUCCGCUCCCUCGACCCUUCCCUCCGCCGCACCUCCCAUUGCAACGACCUCCUCCGCUCCCUCCUCCGCUCCGGCGACCCCGGCCACCGAGCCGAAGCCUUGGCCCUACUCCGCAACAUGCUUCGCCCCGACUCCACCUGGCCCCCGGACCGCGUCACCUGUUCGAUAUUAUUCUUUAAUCUCUCCAAACGAAGCCAGCCGGUGGAGGACGAAUCCCUCGACUUCGUUGUCCAGAUGGCCAAGAGGGGAAUUUUUCGAUCCGAUGCCUUCCAAUUCACAGAACUCGUCAACAAGCUCUGCUAUGGCGGCGGCACGGCCAGGGCUUGGGAUUUUGUUCACGCUGAAGACGCCGGCGGUGCCAUCGAGACCCCUGUGUGCAAUGCUCUCCUGGCCGGUCUCGCAAGAGACCGGGAAUUCCAAAAGAUGAAUUUAUUUUUCUCCGAGAUGAAGGACAUGGGUGUUCGGCCCAAUGUUGUGACUUUUGGGAUCCUUAUCAACCAUCUGUGCAAGUCCCGCCGCCUCGACGAGGCACUGAAGAUGCUCGACGUAAUGACAAUGCCUGACUCGGAGGUGAGCCCCGAUCCGGUCACCUUCAACACCAUCAUCGAUGGGCUCUGCAAGGUGGGCAGGCUCGAUGACGCUCUGGCACUGCUUGACCGGAUGCGAAUCCGACAUGGGUGCAGUGCCAAUACUGUCACGUAUAAUAGCCUUAUUGAUGGGCUCUGCAAGGCCGGCAAGAUGGACGAGGCACACGAAUUGGUGGCUCGAAUGGAGCGAGAAGGCGUUCCUCCUAGUGUGGUCACGCUGAACACUCUUGUAUCUGGGAUGUGCAGGCAUGGCAGGCUUGGCAGUGCCCUGGACUUCUUUCGACAGAAACGUCACACUUGGGCUGAUGUUAGAGGCAAUGCCGUCACUUAUAGCACUCUGAUUAGUGCUUUCCUCCAUUCCAACAAUGUGGGCAAGGCCAUGGAUUUGUUUGAUGAGAUGGUUGGUGAGGGAUAUUCUCCAGAUUCGGUUAUAUAUUUUACGCUGAUAUCUGGAUUGAGCCAGAUUGGCAGGUUGGAGGAUGCAUGCUCCAUCGUGUCAUCCAUGAAAAAGAAUGGCUUCCAACUCGAUACAAAAAGCUACAAUAUUUUGAUAAGUGGGUUCUGUAAGAAGAAGAAACUAGAUAAGGCAUGCGACAUGCUCCAGGAAAUGGAGGAGGCUGGACUUCGACCUGAUGUCUUCACUUACAACACCUUGAUAGCCGCUUCAUGCAAAGCUGGGGAUUUUCCAGCCGUGGAUCAGUUGUUGAACAAGAUGGUCGAUGAUGGCUGCAAGCCUUCCGUGGUCACUUACGGUGCCCUGAUCCAUGGUUACUGCAAGGCUGGCAAUCUUGACGAGGCCUUGAAGAAUUUUCAGAACAUGGAUACUGCUGGAGUGCCCCCCAACACCGUGAUAUACAACAGUCUUAUUGAUUCUCUCUGCAAGGAUAGGAAGAUUGAUAUUGCAAUUUCUCUUAUGGAUGAGAUGCAAAAGAAAGGUGUACCUCCUGAUGUUAUAACAUAUAAUGCCAUAUUUAAGGGUCUUUGUGACAGUAAUAUGUCAGAUAAAGCCUUUGAGUUGAUGGAUCGAAUGAGACAAGAAGGAUGCAAUCCUGAUUAUGUGACUAUGGAUAUUCUUACAGAAUGGUUAUCAGCUAUUGGUGAGAUGGAGAGACUCAGAUGUUUUGUGAAUGGGAAGGGAAUUGCUAUCUCACAAAAAUAGUCUUGACCAGAAGUGGUCCUCCAAUUUUAUGGAGCGUAUGUACUUUGGUGUUGUUUUCUUUGAACUGAGCUUGUCUGCCAUAGAAAACAGAAACAAUUUCUACCAUGGAUGAGCAUAUGUGUGUGGGAGAGGGAUGCUUUGGAGUAUAUCUUUUAUAAUUAGCUCCCAGCCUCCCACUGGUUGCAGAUGGGCUUACGAGCAUAUCUGGUUUUUGUUUUUUGUAUUUGAGGAUUAUCUGUUUUUAUGGUUGACCAUGAGUGGCUGCAGCUGAGGCCACCUGCUGGCUGCAGAGGCUACCUGAAAUGUUAUGAUAUCAUGUUUUAAUAGAUAUGAUGUCCAAUUUCCAUAAGGUGGAGGAGAAAUCUGGAUACUCAAAAUUUCAGCAGUGUUUGUUGGUAUGAGAAAAUCCCUUGACCUUUAAGUGAUUUCAGUUGUAUUCCAUUUUGUUUAGAUGUGCUUUUGGCAAUUCCAAAUGUAGUCUUAUUAUCUUACACAUUGCACGGGAUACUGGCCUACGGUAAUUGCCAUCUGGAUUCUGAAAAGAGUACCAUGACAUCUGUUUCUUUUCUGGAUCUACUAGAAUCUCCAAGGAACCAU